ACAGCGCCCCGUGCGCCCCCCGCAGACUCUCUGCGGGACAACAGCUGGCUGUGACAACAUUCUGCCUGGCACUAAACCGCAGAUGAGCUGCGGCGGCGGCGGCGGGUGCCUGAAACAACGCCGUCCUCUGACCGACCGACUGCCCGGUGGAAACGGCAUGGAUGUGUGGACCGUGAGCGAAGCCACAUUCCCCAAAUGGCGGAGUGAGUGAGGAUGCGACUCCCCAGUUCCAUCUUUGUGUCGGUGUCUCUGUUCACGGCCGAGACCACGGCAGCGCUCUACCUCAGCUCCACAUACCGCUCAGCUGGAGACCAAAUCUGGCAAGGGCUCACGCUCCUCUUCACGCUCGUACCAUCUGUGCUCGUGCAGCUGACCCUCACCUUCAUCCACCGGGACCUCGGCAGAGACAGACCGCUCGUCCUGCUGCUGCACAUCCUGCAGUUCGGACCCAUCGUCAGGUGUCUGGAGGCGUUCUGUAUCUAUGGCAGCGUGGGCCGCGUGGAGGAGCCGUAUGUCAGCAUCACCAGGAAGAAGCAGAUACCUCGCGGGGGUCAGUCUGAGGAGGUGGAACGGCAGGUGGGGCAGGCGGAGGGGAAACUGUUUACACACCGAGCAGCCUUCGCCCGCACCUCUGUCAUUCAGGCCUUCCUGGGAUCGGCCCCCCAGCUCACCUUGCAGCUCUACAUCUGCAUCCUGCAGCAGGGGGUCUCCAUUGGAAGAGGCACACUGAUGGUGAUCUCCCUCCUGUCCAUUGUGUACGGAGCGCUGCGCUGCAACAUCCUGGCCAUUAAGAUCAAAUAUGAUGACUAUGAAGUGGACGUCCGCCCCAUGGCUUAUCUGUGCAUUUUCCUGUGGAGGAGCUUUGAGAUCGCCACUCGUGUGGUGGUUCUGGUUCUGUUCAGCUCUGUGCUGCAGCUCUGGGUCCUGCCCGUGGUUCUGCUUAACUUCCUGGUUUUCUUUCUCUACCCAUGGAUCCUGUUCUGGCAGAGCCACUCUCCGUUCCCUGAGAAUAUAGAAAAAACUCUGACCAGGGUGGGAACCACCAUCGUGCUUUGCCUGCUCACCUUCCUCUACGCCGGCAUCAACAUGUUCUGUUGGUCAGCUGUGCAGGUGAAACUCAACGACCCGGACCUCAUCAAUAAGUCCCAGAACUGGUACCGCAUGGCCGUGUACUACAUGUUGCGUUUUGUGGAGAAUGCCUCGCUGCUGCUGCUGUGGUUCAUCUAUAAAACUGACUUCUACAAAUUGACCUGUGCCCCGCUGCUGGUGCUGCAGUUGCUGGUCGCCUACGCCAUCGCCAUCUUCUUCAUGUUGGUAUUCUAUCAGUUCUGUCAUCCAUGUCGGAGGCUCUUCACCUCCAGCAUGACCCAGGGUCUCUGGAACUGCUCCUCUCUGCUCUGUCUCAUGUGCAACUCUGAUUCACCACAGAACAGGCCCAUAGGAAAGUCACCCAGCCCCCCCACACGCCAAGAGACGGCUAAUGAUGGAGCCCACGACACAGCCAGCGACACCACAGACGACAUGCCUAAUGAAACUAUGUAUGACAUGCUCAAUGAUACAACAAUCUACGACACAACUAAUGAAAUAGGCAAUAAUAUAUGUGACGGAAUCAAUGGGGACAUUAACCACAGUGAUUAAGCAACGCUUAAAAGCAUCACAACCGUUUGACGUGCCAUCCAGAGAAGCAACGGAUAGAUCACACCCUCUGUAACCUUUUAAGUGCCACAUGAGUCCUUCCGCGAGUUGAGUUUACACUUUGAAUCCUUUCAUAUAUCCAUCUCAACUCUGUUUUCUACCACUGUCUAUUACUCGUACAUGAAGCAAAUGUGUCCUUAACUGGAGAUGUAUUCUGGCUGCAAACAUGCAUAGUGUUCACUUGUGUGCAGAAGCAGAACAAGUGGUGCUCAAUUGUCUCAUCAGCCAACAUCCCAACCUAUCAUCCUGCCGCCUUUAAUACAAAGAAAAACACGGACAACACCGUUACUUCUUUAGUUUUGGAGACCACUUAUAUGCUGCAUUACUGAUCACAAGGCGCCAUGCAUUUAAAUUGAUUGUAUUUAAUAGUGGCAUGGAGGUGUGCAUGUGUGGAGCCUCAGAGAUGAACUUUUUCGGAGGCGGGGGGGGGGGGGUCAUGGGGGUCUGUUUUGUAUAGGUUUGUUUUCUGAACCCCCCUCUAGUUUUAUGGCUGCAAGCAAUCAGCCUUUUUACUCCUUGAUAAGAGCUUUAUCAUUAAUACGCACUGCUUCUGUGAUGUAUAUGUGCUUGACGAUAACAUGUGAAUCUCCACACAUAGUUUAAAGAGCCCGUUUGAUCACCAAACACGCUAACGUGUGUAAAGCAUGACUUUGGUUCAAAUGUUGAGCAACAACAGCUGCAGUGAUGUGAAAUGCUUUGUUUGGAUGUAUUUGCAUUUUUCUAAUUCACGCUUGUCUGUCAGCUCUGUGUCUGUUUGUCUCAUUAGUUAGAAUAUUUACACACAAAUUGUGUGCACACAAAAAUCGAUUAUAUCCAAUUGAAAAAUGUCUGGAAUUGUUUGCUUAUUUUCAACCUUUAAAUGUAUAAUUGUGUGUGUGAGAGAGAGAAUGUCAGUGUGUUUGUUUUUGCACCUACUCCUUUUUGCAAUAUAUCAGCAGAGGGAUGAAAACCUCGGGUAUCAAAUGAAUGCUCCUAAUGUUUGUACAAAUAAGAUAAGCCAAAAAAAUGUGAAAAAUCUAUUGUACACAUUGGAUAUUCUCAUACAGAGCAAAAUAAAAAAAGGUAUUUAAAAAAU
Perca fluviatilis (European perch) is the source of this 2770-nucleotide messenger RNA. RefSeq names its product X-linked Kx blood group (McLeod syndrome) (gene xk). The record is from RefSeq and is a predicted model, not a curated record. NCBI's taxonomy places the organism in Eukaryota, Metazoa, Chordata, Actinopteri, Perciformes, Percidae. Gene Ontology annotation, cellular component: membrane. Bases 214 to 1638 code for a protein of 474 amino acids. The transcript has 3 exons.